Lethenteron reissneri (Far Eastern brook lamprey) is the source of this 1620-nucleotide messenger RNA. RefSeq names its product E3 ubiquitin-protein ligase TRIM11-like. Lineage: Eukaryota; Metazoa; Chordata; Hyperoartia; Petromyzontiformes; Petromyzontidae. Gene Ontology annotation, molecular function: protein binding; zinc ion binding. The record is from RefSeq and is a predicted model, not a curated record.
CUGGGUCAGCGUCUCUCUGAGCCACACAGCGAGCGAUCUCAGCGAAGCCCAUAGGUCAUGGCGAGCGCGACUCCCAGUGAGAGUGUGGAUAGUGAGCUGCGCUGCUCCAUUUGCCUGGGCACGUUCGUCUGUCCCUCCACGCUGAGCUGUGGACACUCGUUCUGCCUGCGGUGCCUCGAGGCCGCCUGGGAGACGGCGAGCAGCUUCGGCUGCCCGCAGUGCCGAGCGACCUUCCCUGUGCGACCCCAGCUGAGGAGGAAAGUGGCCCUCGCCAACCUGGCGGAGCAGCUCAGAGUUCGAGACGAGAUGGCCGCGGCCGUCGUGUGUGACAACUGCGGUGAUGGCCAAACUCCUGCAGUGAAGACCUGCCUGAGAUGCGAGAUGUCCUUCUGUGCGAGGCACGCGAGGCCUCACUUGGAGAAUCCCAGGUUUAGUGACCACGUCCUGGUGGCUCCCAUCGCGAACCUGGAGGAGCGACGGUGCCGGGAGCACAGCAAGAAGCUGAAAUUCUACUGCACAGUAGACAGCAGGCUGGUUUGCUCAACUUGCACAAUCGCAGGUGAACACAAAGGACAUGAUGUUAUCACCAUAAAGAACGAGCAUGAGACACGGAAGACGCGCGUAGCGGAGGAGACACGAGCAUUGGAGGAGAAGAGGAAGGAGGCGGAGGAGUCCAUGAAGCGGAUGGAGGCCGCUUGCAAGGAGGCGCAGGAAUCGGUGGCAGGGAUCAGGGGUCGGAUCACUGGCAAGUUCGCCCGCCUAAAGAAGGCUCUGGAGGAGGACGAGAGGGAGGCUCUACAUCGCGUGGCCGUGAAGGAGCGCGAGCUGCUGUCCCGGAUCGAGGAGGACAUCGCUCGUCACAAGCGGGAGAUCGGCGAGCUCCAGGCGGCGGCCGCUCGCCUGUGCGCCCUGCAGCAUGAGAGGGACUCGCUCGCCUUCCUGCAGGGGCACCUGGAGGAGACGCGCAGGAGAGAGAUCCCAACGGAAUCUGCACCCCCACCUCCCACUUCACUGGACGUCACCACGAUCCGCUCCCUUGAAAGGGCCAUGCGCAGACUCCUGCCUCUUGUCUAUGGACGCUCGCCGACUUUGGACACAAACUCAGCCAGCGACCGCCUCCAGAUUUCCUCGGAUCUCAGGACGGUGACGCUGAGCAAUUUUCCCCAGCGUCGCCUCCAUCACCCACACCGCUUUGAUGUCUAUCCACAAGCCCUGUGCUCUGAGAGCUUCUCGUCGGGUCAGCACUACUGGGAGGUGGACGUGGGGAGCGCGAGGUGGUGUGGGGUUGGAGUCGCGUACGGGACAAUCCCACGGAGAGGGAGUGGUGCUGAGUGCAGCCUAGGAGGGAGUGACGUCUCCUGGUGUCUACUGAAACGUGGCGACAGCUUCUCAGUGGAGCAUGGCGGGGGAGAGACCUCACUGUCGGUGCCGGAGCCUCCGCGGAGAGUCGGGGUCCAUCUGGACUGGGACGUGGGGCUGCUGUCGAUUUACAGCGCCGACUCCAUGGCGCUGUUGCACUCAUUUUACCAAACAUUCUCUCAGCCCCUACACCCUGGGAUGCUGGUGUGGGGUGAUAAUGGUGCCUCAGUAAGGAUUGUGGAUCUGAGUGGUGCGUCCUGA